This is a messenger RNA of Salvelinus namaycush (lake trout), 15107 nucleotides long. Its product is annotated as E3 ubiquitin-protein ligase rnf213-alpha-like. Gene Ontology annotation, molecular function: ATP hydrolysis activity; ubiquitin-protein transferase activity; metal ion binding. The record is from RefSeq and is a predicted model, not a curated record. Gene Ontology annotation, cellular component: nucleolus; cytosol; membrane. The transcript has 60 exons. NCBI's taxonomy places the organism in Eukaryota, Metazoa, Chordata, Actinopteri, Salmoniformes, Salmonidae. Gene Ontology annotation, biological process: ubiquitin-dependent protein catabolic process; negative regulation of non-canonical Wnt signaling pathway; sprouting angiogenesis. Bases 17 to 14350 code for a protein of 4777 amino acids.
UCUUGUUGAAGGACGAAUGGUGACCUCUAAAAAGAAUGUUGGUGACUCCAUACCUUACAAGUAUGUUGUCUGCAAGAGGAAAGACGACUCAUAUGAGUAUAAAUAUGAGCACAUCUACCUAAAGGAUGCAAAGCAAGAUGUCAACAGGUGCCUAUUAGUCAAAGAGGAUCUUUUGACACUUGACGGGGAGUGGCACCAAUAUGAUGAUAUCAUACUCACAGAACCUGACCAAAGUUGGAUAUCACGCUUCACAAGCUUGUUUGCAUGGCGGGAUCACUGCAAGAAAAAGGUAGUGGCGGGCAGACAGCUGGCUGGAAAGGUGAUGCUGGGAAACAUUUUUAAUCUCCUUCAAACAUGGAGUGACGUGAACAUUAGGAACUUCUUUACUCAACUCCAGCAGUUCUUCACCAAUUACAAAUCCCCCUUCCUCCAUGUGGAUGGUCCAAAGAAUUGGGAUCUGCCGUAUGGAGAAGAACAGGUGAAAACCCUUUUGAAAGAGUUCAUGCAGCAAGCUAUAGAUGGUGAGAACCAAAAGGGGAAUGAGAAGCGUGAGGAUUUCUUCUCUGAUCCUCUGAAACUAGGAGUUAUUAUCCUGGUUGUCCACAUCAAUUACAGUUUAGAUGUCAGUGGACAUAUUUCUAAACUGUGUGAGUUGCUCUGCCUGCCUAAAAAGCCAAGAGAAGUUUUCCUUCCAUACUGGACAGAUUUCAAACAAGGGCUACCAGGUGACAUCAGGGUUUCAGAGGCAAUUGAGACUCUAUUCAACUUUGCAAGAAAACAUGGAGUUGAGAAGUGGAUCUUGGUUAUCCCCCUACUGCAUCUGCUUAGAGGGGACAGCAAGCCUUUUGAGGCUGUUCCUCUGACCAUGAAUCCAAAAUUUGAUAUCUGGGCGGGGCUGAAAGGGAUCAAAACUCCAGAAGGCUACACAGACUCGAUGAUUGGAACACAGGGAUUGAGGGAUUCCAUCCAAAUCAUGGAAAAGCACAAACACCUUGUGGCGAUGGACUGUCUCGUUACUCGCUCUUGGAUGACUCUGUUGGGGCUGGAUAACUUGUUAAACUAUGCAUCAAUCAUCCCUCUUGAUGUCUUGGACACUCUUCAACACCUCCAGUUUAGUCUGACUUCCGGGGAGAACUAUAAACAUGAGGCUGUGAAGGAUUUGUUGUCACGUCUCUACAGCAGAGUUAAGGAAAAACAGCACAGCCAUGACGACAGAUAUGGGGACUUUUGCCUCAAAGCAGCUGUGAGCCUUCUGGAGACCAUUUGUAAGAAUAUGAAAAGUCAUUUGGACCAUGAGAUUCCUUUGGUUUGCCUGGAUCUUGUCAGUCUGAUUGCAGAAAUGGCUGGUGCCUUCCAUCUCCAGACAAAGGAAGUGACAAAUAACCUUUUGGAAAACACGCGCAAAGAGAAGUUAAAGGAGACCAUGACCAUCAUAAAGGAAUGGCUGCGAAUCACAUUCAAGAACAAAUUGGUUAAAGAUCUCAAUAACAUUGAUUUUGCAUACAUGUAUGAGACUAAGGUCUGGAACAAGCUGAUCUCACUUCAAAUUGGUUCAGAAGAAUUCACCCAAUACUGGAGAAAUACAUUCUUGAAUGAUUUUGAAGGAAAACUCAAACAGGAAAAGUCCAUGCAUCAAAUUGAAAUAUAUAUCAAUAAGAUAGAGGAAGUGAGCGGGACGCUGCCAUUCUUGGAGAACUCAUUGGAGAAAUGCGCUUUGGAAGCAGUCACGGUCAUGUGUCAGGGGAUCUCUCAGGAGGCUCUCUUUGAACGGUUGAAAAAACUUGACUUUAGCAAGUUUGAGAGGCUAAUAUCUACUAUUGUGAUGAAGUCCUGGCCCAAGACUGGCAAUGGAGAAUACCUGGAAGGGGAGGACUGUGUAGUGGAACAUCUUCUCAACUGGUCCAUGGCCAAAAGUGUCUUUCAAGUCCAAGGUAAAAAUCUGAAAAUGAUUGACCAUUUGUCAGACGAUGCUAAAGAGCGGAUGGUUGUGGCGAGAUCUGCGUUCAGUUCUGUCUCAGAUAAAGUCAUCAACGGCAACAUCCAGAUGAAGACUCUCAGUAAAGUCCUCUCAAGGAGAACAACAUUCAUUGAGCUUUUGAAGAUAGAUGGCCUGUGUGAAGAUGGUCGUUGUAAGGACGACACCACUAUGAACAGAUUACUGAGAUUUAGAGAAGAGGAAAUGGAGGAAGUGAACAGUUACAAGAAGAUGGUUGAGGGCCUAAUUAUAAUUUGUCUCCGACUCCAGGAGCAUGUGAAAGUCGAUGUGAAAGAGCUGGAGCUCAAAAACCAAAAGAACAUAGAUCAGAUGACGCUGGAUGAAUUCAUGGAAGUUCACAGACUUGACGGGCACACCUCUGACGUAACUGGGGAGGUCACAUACUUUAACGUCUGUAAUGCCACCAGGCAGAUGGCAUUUAAACUAAAUGCUGUCAGGGAAAGCUUCAUUUUUGCUAUGUGCUUGGAGAAUCAAGCCAAAGAACUUUCCCACAACCAUAUUGACACUGACGAGAUAGAAGUGUACACUCUUGAUGUGAUCUACAGCAAAAUAUUCCAGGGUUGCUAUGAUAAUUACGAGAGGAUCUAUGAGAGUUUGAAAUCUGGCAAUUUAUCAUUGGAGGAUGUGGAUAGCAUCUUUGAAGUCUACAAAGACAAGUACGAUGAGAUGAAAAGUGAUCUGGAGAUCAUGUGCAGAAUUAACUUGUCUGAUGAUCGAAGAUGGAUCAGGAGGCGAAUCGAGCAGAUCCAACAGUACCAUGACCUUCAUCAAGCAUUGGAUUCAGCCAAGGUCAUUAUGGAUGUCAGAAAGACAAUCUGUCCUCAAGGGGACUUCAAAGUGCUACAGAGUUUGCUGGAUGUGAGUAAUGCAGACUUUAAGGAGAAGAGUCUGAAUCACAUUGAUGACAAUUUGAUGGAGACUAAAAAGGUUCUUGAGGACAUCACAGAACCUCGCAGACUGUGUCUUCAGGAGCUUGGCCUUUGGGGGAACUUUGUCAAAUGGGUCAAAGAAGCUCUUGAAGAUAUCAAUGAGCUGAAAGUGUUUGUCGACCUGGCCUCCAUCUCUGCUGGAGAGAACGACUUGGAUGUGGACCGUGUAGCCUGUUUCCAUGAUGCUGUUCUUGGUUACUCCUCGAUGCUGUAUGGGUUACCACAAAAUGCUGACUUUAAUGCCUUCAAGAAGGCUUUGACAAAACUAUGGAAGGCGCUUGGAAGUGACAGCAACAUACCAAAUAAGCUGCGGGAUACUGCACGCCAUUUGGACUGGUUGAAAACUGUGAAGGACAGCCAUGGGUCUGUGGAACUCUCUUCUCUUUCUCUGGCCACGUCCAUCAACACAAGAGGCAUCUAUGUUAUUGGUGCACAGAACCAGAAGAAGCUGAGUUUAGACACUGCCCUGAAGCUACAGGUUCCAGACCAGCAGGAAGAAGGUCAGAUGCGCAACUACUCCUUAGAAGACCUGAGAGAUCUGCAAAACAAGCUCAUGCUGAUGUCUGGAAAGGGGGAGCAAGGCCAGAGUGAGGUGGAUCACUUUACUGAGGUUUUUGACAGUGUCCAGAGGCUAGCUGUAGCAUUUGUAGAUCUUUAUGCUGCUGGGAACCCACUUUUUAGGGUUUGGGAGGCCAAGAUUUACUGCAAUAUGGAAAGUGACACUGGUGUCAUAAUGGACUUCAACCUUGGCAACAUCCUAAGAAAGAUCAUGGUGGAGGGCAAUGCAGUCAAACAGCUUACAGACCUGUGCAGGAAGAUAGAGAUGUGUUUGGAUGACUGGAAUAGAUUCAUGGACAAACAGAGAUCUCAGCACUAUUACCUCAACUAUUACACAGCAGAGCAGAUAGUCUACCUUUGUAAUGUUUUGACCGAAAAUAAUCUGAACAAGAAAUUGGAGGAAAACGUCUUGAUGAUGCUGUCUUUCAUCAAACCUGACUGCUCUGUGUCGGAAGUGUGGGAGUCAUGGAUGACUUUUCAGAACCACGCCAUCAAUACAGCUGGGCAAGAGGAAGACACCAGUUGUCAGACUUUUAUUGACCUUCAAAGUGACAUGGAAAACUUAGAUUCCUUUUUUGCAGGUGAGAGAAAAUGUGCCAUUGAUGUUCUACAGAGCGUUGUAGACCAGGCUGUUGGUUUACGAAAACUGGAUCUGGUCUGGGAUGCUUACAUGAAAGACAUGAGGAACAUUAUCCAGUACUCUUUAGACAUCAGAAGCCUAGGCAGUCUGCUAGAGGUGUUGGCCAACAAACAGAGCCAGGAACAAGACGAGGAAGAGGAGCUUUUAGAAUCAAGUGAGAAUACAGUCAGUAGAAAGCUCCCAAAAGGCUUCUUCACUGGUCAACCUAAUCUCAUAAUCUGCCCACAAGAUAAAAUCUUGACCGCAAGCGUCUGCUUAUAUAUGACCAGUGAUGAUGAGCAGCUGCCUACCUACGAUGAAGUCCUCCUGUGUACCCCUGUCACGUCAUAUGAGCAAGUGGAGCUUUUCUUCAGACGAUGUCUCACACCGGGCUACAUGGGUGAGAAGAUCUAUACCUUGCUCUUCGCAGACCAGUUGAGCUAUGAGGUGAGCUAUGCAGUGGAGAAGUUCUUUCAGAAACUGAGUUCAUGUUCCAGGAGCAACUAUAGGCUGGUGAUCAUCUGCAGCACAGAAAGAGAGCACACGUACAUCCCCUCUGCCUUCAGUCACUUCAAACGGGACAUUGUGCCUCAGGAGUCUCCUGGACGGAUACAGAAAUACCUGUCCCGGCACUACACUGUCCCCUCACACCAGGCCAGUGCUGCAUCUGUGUUCAAAGGUAGACACUUUGUUGGGAUUGUGUCUUCCAAGAGGGCUGGAGUUGGAAAAUCGCUGUACAUACAAAGGUUGUAUGAUAAACUGGAGGGAACCAUGAGAAUAGGAACCACAUUCCACAAAUGCAUUCGCUUAAUUGAGCCCAAGGUUGAUGAGCAUAUCAUUCUUCGGUCCUUGUUUGACACACCAGAGAAGAAGGAACACAAAGUCUUUCAUUUUGAUGUCACAUCCUCAGUACAGAAAGGACUGCAUGAAUUUCUGUUCAAACUCUUCUUCCUGCGUUACCUGGCCGAUUCAGAUGGGCUAAUGUGGAAAUGCAGCAGCAAGGACUUGUAUGUCAUCGAGACACUACAAUCCACACAUGAACUGCCCAGAUCUGCCUCAAGAGCUGUAAGUGACAAUCUAUUUGUAUUUUGUCAUGUCUUUCCAAAGGUCUUCUGCCGUCCCCCAAAAGAGGUUAUGGGGUUGGAAAUGAGAAAAGGAGAUGAUCCAGAGCUGAAAAGUGAAGAUCCACUCAUGGAUGACCAGUGUUUUAGGAGUGAGGCCUUUCAAAGACCAUAUCAGUAUUUAACACGGUUCUACAGGGGUGAGAAUCUUGACAGCUUCACCUACCAAAGAGUUGAAGGAACUCAUGCAGAGUGCCUUCAAAUGCUCUUCAUCUACUGUGGCAUAAGUGAUCCGUCCUGGGCAGAGCUGAGGAACUUUGCCUGGUUCCUCAAUCUUCAGUUGCUAGACUGUGAGACAUCGGCCUUCUGUAACUUUCAGUUUGUUGGAGACACUCUUAGGGGAUUCAGAAACUUUGUGGUUGACUUCAUGAUCUUGAUGGCCAAGGACUUUGCCACUCCAUCUCUCUGCAUCACUGACCAGAGCCAUGGGAGGCAGCAGAUGGACCUCAAUGGACUCAACGAAAGGGAUCUAGCCCCGUUCCUCAUCCGAAAGAGAUGGGAAUCAGAACCACAUCCAUAUAUCUUCUUCAAUGAUGACCAUGCAUCCAUGACCUUCAUUGGAUUUCACCUACGGGAGAACAAGAAGAAUGGGGUUGAUGCCAUUAAUCCAUCAACAAAUGUGGUGAUCAAGAGAAACAUUAUGACCAAAGAUCUGUACAAUGCCCUCAGACGUCAAAGAGUUCCAUUUAACAUUGACUUUGACCAACUUUCUCGGGCAGAUAAGAUUGUGCGUCUAUGUCGUGUGCUGGGGAUCAAGUGGCCAACAGACCCUGAUGAAACAUAUGAACUCACCACUGACAACAUACUGAAGAUGAUGGCAAUUCACAUGAGGUUCAGAUGUGGCAUUCCAGUCAUCAUAAUGGGGGAGACUGGCUGUGGGAAGACACGACUCAUCAAGUUCCUGUGUGACUUGAGAAGGAGUGGAGCGCCCACCGAGAACAUGAAACUGGUCAAAGUUCACGGAGGAACUACAUCUGACAUGAUCUACACCAAAGUGCACGAGGCAGAGGCUGUUGCGGUUGCCAAUAAGGAGAAACAUGGUUUUGAUUCUGUUCUUUUCCUUGAUGAAGCUAAUACCACGGAAGCUAUAAGCAGCAUUAAGGAGAUCCUGUGUGACAACACUGUGCAAGGACAACAACUUGGCUCCCAAACUGGACUGCAGAUCAUUGCUGCAUGCAACCCUUACAGGAAACACACAGAUGAGAUGAUCAAGAGGCUGGAAAAAGCUGGUUUGGGUUACAGGGUCCGAGCUGAAGAGACUGAAGAAAGACUUGGAUCAAUCCCUCUUCGGCAGCUGGUGUAUAGGGUCCAAGUGCUGCCCCCAAGCAUGAUUCCUCUGGUGUGGGACUUUGGACAACUCAAUGACCACACAGAGAAUAUGUACAUCCAGCAGAUUGUGCAGAGAGUUGUGGAAAGAAAUUCAAUCAAACGAGUAUCCAUCAAGAUGAUCACUGAUGUACUGUCGUCAUCGCAGAGAUUUAUGCGACAGAGGAAAGACGAAUGCAGCUUUGUCAGUCUCAGGGAUGUGGAGCGCUGCAUGCAAGUGUUUGUGUGGUUCUACAAGAACCACUCAAUGUUUUCUGAAGAGUUAAGGGCAUUCUUCCAGAAACAACCCCGGGAGGAGAGGAACAUGCGUGACCAGGUACCCCCACCUGCUAAUGAUCCAGUUGAUUGGUCGCUGUUGAUGGCUGUUGGUGUGUGUUAUCAAGCCUGUUUAGAGACAAAAGGUGAGUACCAGAAAGAAAUCUGCAAAUUCUUUCCCCAUGUCCUCCCCUCAAAAAUGAAGCAGGAAAUCUCACUCAUGCAGGAUCUUCUCCUAAGUGGGGUCCCAAUGGGAGAGACAAUAGCAAGAAACAAGGCUUUGAAAGAGAAUGUCUUCAUGAUGGUGAUCUGCAUUGAGCUACGAAUCCCCCUGUUUCUGGUUGGCAAGCCUGGGAGCUCCAAAUCUCUGUCCAAAACUCUGGUUGCAGAUGCCAUGCAGGGCCAAGCUGCACAUUCUGAGCUGUACAAAAGACUGAAACAAAUUCAUCUGGUGUCCUUUCAGUGCAGCCCUCACUCCACGCCAGAGGGAAUCAUCAACACAUUCAAGCAAUGUGCCCGUUUCCAAGAGAGCAAGAAUUUGGAGGAGUACAUCUCUGUUGUUGUGCUAGAUGAGAUCGGAUUAGCAGAAGACUCCCCCAAAAUGCCUCUGAAAACACUGCACCCCUUACUGGAGGAAGGCUGCAUUGAUGACGAGCCACUGCCCCAUAAGAGGGUUGGAUUCAUUGGUAUCUCCAAUUGGGCCUUGGACCCUGCUAAGAUGAACAGAGGCCUCUUUGUGUCCCGUGGUGACCCAGACCAGAAUGAGCUAUUCGAAAGUGCGAAAGGCAUAUGCUCAUCUGACAAGAUGAUUCUGGAGAAGGUUAAGCACCUCUUCAAACCCUUUGCCAAAGCAUAUAUGAAGACUUGCAAGAAAGGCAAAGGGUUUUUCGGCUUACGUGAUUACUACAGUCUGGUCAAGAUGAUGUUUGCCAUCACCAAGAUCUCUAAGCAGAGCCCUGGUGUGAACCAAAUCAUUGAAGCAGUCCUGAGGAACUUCAGUGGAAGGGAUGAUGUGGACGCAGUGCGUAUAUUCACCAAAGAGCUGCCGGGCCAAUUCAUUCAACCUGAUUUGGAUGGGAUCAGCACUAUUGAUCUGGUGAAACAAAACAUAAUUCCAAUUUGCCAAGACGAGGAGUGCCGAUACCUUCUUGUCCUCACCAAAAACUAUGCCGCCCUCCAGAUUCUACAGCAGACAUUCUUCUCAGACCAGAGACAUCCAGAGAUCAUCUUUGGUUCCAGCUUCCCAAAGGAUCAAGAGUACACUCAGAUCUGCAGAAAUAUCAACAGAGUGAAGAUCUGCAUGGAAACUGGCCAGACUGUUGUGCUUCUGAACCUUCAGAAUCUGUACGAAAGUCUCUACGACGCUCUCAACCAAUACUAUGUUUCACUUGGGGGUCAGAAGUAUGUCGAUCUUGGAUUGGGAACCCAUCGUGUGAAGUGCAGAGUUCACAAAAACUUCAGGCUUAUUGUCAUUGAAGAGAAGGAGGUGGUCUACACACAGUUCCCGAUUCCCUUGAUAAACAGACUGGAGAAGCACUACCUGGACAUCAACACUGUCCUCAAGAAUGAAGGGAAGGAGAUUGUCAAACAACUUCAGGAAUGGGUCAAAGUGUUUGUCUCUUUGAAAAAACAGCAAUCCAAGACAAACAGAUAUCUUCCAACGGAUGUCUUCAUUGGCUACCACUCAGACACAUGCUCCUCUGUAGUCCUUCAAGUUACAGAGAAGAUGAAAGAUGAAUCUGACAUUUCUGACCCUCAAAGAAGAGUCCUGGAUGAAGCCAAGUUCAUCAUGCUGAACUGUGCCACUCCAGAUUCUGUCAUUCGUCUGGAUGGGACCAAAUUGUCUGAUGUUGAGAAAGAGAAACUGACACAAAUAUAUUUUGAGGAGCAGAAGCACAGAUCCCUGGCUGACUUCAUUGUAUCUCACACACGGCUGGAGGAAUGGUGCCAUGCCCACUUUACAGAGGUCACAACGUUUUCCCGGCAAUUGACAGCAGGAGAUAUAAAACAGCUCCAGAAUAUCACAGAGCUUUGCGACAUCAAGCUGCUCUCACUGCAACAGUUUGACACAGAGCACUCCUUCCUCAAAGAAAUCAGACAAUUUCUUGACUCUACCUCUGCCGACAAAGUCCUCAUCAUCCAAACUGACUAUGAUGAGGCUUCCCAGAGCAUGAACAUUCUUGCAUCUGCCAAGUAUUCGUCCAUAAAUGAAAUCAACAAACCAACAGCUAAUGGUGGCAAUGGAAGGGUGUUUGUGUACUUCGUUACCAAACUGCCUCGAAUUGAAGGUGGAACCUCCUAUGUUGGAUUUCAUGGAGGACCCUGGAAAUCAGUUCACAUUGAUGACCUUAGAAGAUCCAAAGAGUUUGUAUCAGAUGUCCAGUCCUUGAGAAACCUACCCAUCAGCCAGCUGUUUGAGGACAUGAAAGAGCCCUGUUAUGGUAAAUUAACUUACAUUUCUAUUAUACUCAUUAGCACUAAUGCCAUAGUUAAUAACAAUGAUUUUCAAUUAGAAAUAACUGAAAAUAAUUGUUUGAAAGCUGUGUUUGAAGUCACAGAUCUAGUGCGAAGCUGUGUGCAGAGUGCAGUAAGCAUGCUCAGAGACCAGGAGGACAGUGGAGCUCUCAUUACCAGGAGGGUGGAGAUCCUGCUAACACUUAUGGAAGAUAGUGAGGACCUGAAAGCUGUGUUCCUGAAAACCCUGAGGAGCCGCCUUCACUCUCUUCUGGAGAACCACGAGAGAAACAUCCCCUCCCCCAAGUACUGGGUGUUAACAGAGGCAUCCAACAUCAAUGCUCUUCAAGAGGGGGGAACUUUCACACAAACUCUGUGGAAGAAAAUCCAAGCAGUGGUCACACCCGUUUUGGCGCAGUUGGUCUCAGUUAUCGACAGGGACUGUAAUCUGGACCUCCUCCUAGACGUCAACUGUGGGGAAGAAGUCAAGAAACUGUGGCUGGAGAUAUUCGGCAGCAACGAGAUGCUUGAUAUUCCUUUUGUCAAAGUGGAUUCCAAUUCUGAGUCUAAGACCAUUCUGGUACAGAGCCAUAUCACAGCUGACAGGACCAUGCGCUCCAGUAUGCCCUUCAGCUGGAGGAUCAGAGAUAUCCUGGAUGAACUAAUGAUGCAAACUCAGCAGUACGAAAGACACAGUCCUAGGCAGUUUGAGGAAUUCUUUCCGAAAAUCCCCCUUGGUCAGUAUAUGGCUACAAUGGAUGAAAAAAUGCAGAGGGAAUUUUUUCAAAGGUACCUGCAGGAUUUCAUUGCCAUGACGAUGACAGUGGCUUCAGCGGGGGAGUUAAAGCUUCUGUGUGACGCCCUGAACAGCUGUGUGAAUGAGCUCCGGAGGCGACGAAAAGCUCCAAGUGAAGAGAUUCCAUCCAUACCCCUGAUCCACUCGGCCUACCACAUGUACCGCACCCGCCUUCAGAACCUGUCCAGGAUGAUGUCCCUGCAGCCACAGGUGGCCCUUCACUUGCAGAGGAACCCACAAGUGAAGGAUAGCCCAGUGAUGGUUCUGGACGUGUACGCAGCAGUUGCCUGUGUUGAGCAGCUGGAGCCUCCUGCGUUGGACUCUAAUACCCAGUGCCAAGACUGGCUGAAGCAGGUGAAAAGACUGCAGGGGUCUAUAGAGCUGGUCUGCUCCCAGGGAAGCCUGAGGCAGUAUGGAGAGAGGAGCCAGGAAAUGUUUAACUACAUCCGUAAUAAUUGGAACCACAUCUGCAUCCUCUCUCUGUUUGUGGAACACAUGCUGCUAGGCUUUGAGUUUGAGGAGAGGGAGCUCAAGCCUCUGGUCCUUGAUCACACUCGUACCUUAGGCAAAAUUCUGUCAAAACAUUCAGACGUCAAAUCUGAGGAACCCUUUGCAGCCGUCAUUAAAAUACUGAAGUCAUGCAAGAAAGGAGCAAGUGAUCUUAUUUGCAAGUUUGGUCUCCAGUGCCCUAUGUGUAUGGGGGAACCAGAGGACCCCGUGGACCUGCCCUGUCACCAUAUUUUCUGUCUUACCUGUGUCAGAGGAUGUGUCAACGUGUGCCAGAUGUACUGCCCCAUGUGCAAACAGGAAAUCCCAGAUGACUUUGAGGUGAAAGUGUCUGAAGACGUACGAGCUUCCAUCACCCUAAAUGGCCAGUUCAGACGGAGUUGCAGUGCGUUUUUCAUAAACCUCGUCACUACUGUGUGCUUCAAGGACAACAUCCCCCCAUCAAAGGGUGUCAUCCUGCAGCUGUUGUCCUUCCUCAUGGUCGAGACAGACCCGAUUCCACUUAUCAGAGGUACCCCCCGUCAGAUACACACCAAAGAUUUCUCACCAUUCGAUGAGUCUCUGGACAAAAAUCCUGUGGUGAGAUCAGUGAUACUCAAACUCCUGCUCAAGUACAGCUUUGAUGAAGUCAAGGAAUAUCUGCAGCAGCAUUUGACAUCGAUAGAAGAGAGCAACAUUGUUGAUGCAGAAGAUAGAAAUGAACUGUAUGCGUUGUACAUGAACUGCCUUGAGGACUCAUUGUUGGAAAGAAUGCCACAAGAAUGCACCUGCCUUCAGGAAGAGACUGAGUUCUUGCAUCACUUCCUGGACUCUGUCACUGACUCGGCUGAGACGGUCACAAUAGAGUACCUGCAGCAGAUUGCUAGGGUCCGCCUGUGCCUGGGAAUGGCUGCACACCUUCUCCAUAGCAUGCUGUCUGGUGAGAAAAUUCCUCAGGAUGUGGUUGAGGAGUUUCUUUGUGCUGUUAUGAACCUGUGUGAGAGGAGUGUGAACGACUGGUACCGGGUCUAUCUGAUCCGCAACAUCAGCAGACAGCAGGGUGUAGAGUGUGUCCAGAGGAUGCUGAAGGAAGCCAAGUACAGGUGGCUUUUCCCUGAAGAGAUACAUCAACAGAAUGAAGAUGGUGGGCAGAUGGACCAGUAUCUGGUCUAUGGAGAGCAAUACCUGGCUGUACGGGAGGCUGUUGCCAAAGCAGUAUUAGAGGGCACUGUGGAGGACAUAGAGAAGAAGUGUGAGAGAUGUACUGCACCUCCAAAGAGGCGGACCUUGUAUAUCCUGCUGGCUCUUUUCAGAGAAGUCACCAGUCUGUACCGAGCAGCCAACACAGGCCUCCACCCCAGCCCUAGGAAAUGCCAAGAACUUGAGUACUUCAUCCAGGGUUCAAGGUACCUAGAUCCCAAGCCGGUGAGGGACUUUGCCAUGGCAUUGGUGCACAACAGGAUGGGAGGACUGAGUGUCCAUAAUGGCCGUACCGGUGCAGAGCACGUCCUUAUAGAGCUGUCUGUCCACCUGGCCGCUGUGCUGCUCACUGGGACAGACGGGGUGCUAACACCUCUUCAGCAGCUUGGCCUGACUCCUAACAACAUGCUGAGAGCCUUCAUACCCACGAUGCCUGAAGACAUGCUGGCUAUGGCCCAAAGGGUUUUAACACAGACUGGAGGCCUUGAAGCACUCACCUGGUAUACCUGUCCUGAAGGACACCCUUGUGCUGUUGGUGAGUGUGGUCGCCCCACCCAGCUGGCACACUGUCUAGAGUGUGGGGCAGUAGUUGGAGGGAAGAACCAUGCUCCUGUCAGAGGUUUCAGUGCUAUGCGACUGCAGGGAGAUCUGACAAGGACUGGUCACAUCCUAGGAGAUCCUCAGAGGAGGGACAACCCAGACUCCCAGGACACCAAAAACAUGUCCCUCGCCCCCUUCACCCUCGUCAGGCUGCUCACCCAUCUAGCCAUGCUGCUAGGGGCCUCAGAGCACCCACAAUCCAUCCAGCAGAUCAUCCAGCCUCCAGCUGCUGACCCCUGUGGAUUUCUGAUUCUUCACCUGCUAAAGGAUAUGGAUCAUGUGACCAAAGCCCUGGGGAAGGGAACAGAUGGCACGGUCACCACCAUCCACCUGAUAAUCAGAUCCAUCCUGGAGUCACCACAGACCAGUCCAUGGAUGGCUGGCUAUGAUUCCCAACUCUCAACUAAAGAGGCCAGAAAUACCUGGGAGACAACCGUUGCUACUGACAUCAUCACUCCUCAGUUGAAGCAUCUUGACCAGCGGCUGAGAGAGGUGAAUGCCACAAUCAGAAAUGACUCGCGUGUCUCCUCUAACUUCAUCAUGAGGGUGACAUUUGGGGAUGAGUGUCCGUUGUCCUCACUACCUCGGCGCUCCCAGGUCCACUGUUCAGGAGUGUGGAGCUGCAGAGAGAGGGUGUCCCUACUCAGCCUCACCCACAUCGUAGAGCAGAACGACGGAAAGGACAAGCUCCCUCUACUAUGGAGGUUCCUACAGAAGGAGGCAGAGUUCCGGCUGGUAAGGUUUCUUCCAGAUAUCCUGGCCCUGCAGAAGAGUCUGGUGAAAAGGUUCCAGAAGUCAUCAGACUUGAUGAAUGACUCCAUUAGAGAGUUCAUCCAGAAACAGUCAGCACCGAUGAGAGUGUGCUAUGAGAAACGAAUCCAGAUCUUCCUGAAUACAUGGAACUUGCUCAGAUUGUCAGUAGCCACCAGUGAAAUAAAGAUCCCAGAAGAGUUCUGGAAGGAGGAUUUGGACCAGGACAGUGACCUCCAAUACCUCCUGCCACGGCGCCAGGGUCCAGGCCUGUGUUCCACCGCUCUGCUCAGUCACCUGGUGGCCCUGCACAAUGAGCUGCUUCACACUGUGGACCGCCACACUGGGGAAGACACCAGCUACAAGGUGAGUCUGUCAGAGCUGACAGAUCUGCAUGUGAUCCGCUAUGAAGUGGAGAAGGACCUGCUGCCCCUGGUGCUGUCUAACUGCCAGUACAGCCUGGAGCGUGGCAAGGAGACCCUGUCUGCGUACGACCUGCCCAAGAUCCAGCAGCAGGUCCUAACCCGCUUCCUGCAGGGCAAACCCCUCAUCACACUAACUGGAAUCCCGACUCUGGUCACCAGACACGAAAGAGAUUACGAAAGCAUUUUGAAAACAGUGAAAGGAAAAGUGUCUCAGGAGCGUCUGCCGUCCCUGACCCUCACAGCCCUGUCCAGGGAUCUGGGGUCGUACAGCGAGGUGUGUGAUGCCCUGAAGGCUGUGGAGCUGGCUCUGGGCUUCCUAUCCAUGACUGGGGGAGAUGCCGACAUGCCCUUGGUGCGUUACCUGGAGGACACGCUCAGGAUGAGCGAGCAGACCGAACCACACUUCUUAAAGGCUCUGGGCAGAUGCAGUCUGAAGCACUGUGUGGCUCUGUGGCAGCUCCUCUCUUCCCUCAAAUCAGAGAACAUGCUGAAGAGUCUGAAGAGGGACCCAUUCUCUGGGGUCUCGGCUGAGUACCAGAAGCACCUGGAGGAGGAGCAGAAGAAGCUGCUCCAAGGUUUCAUCACCGUGGGGAACAUCAACACCUGGCUGCUGGAGAUGCACGAGUUCCUCCUGCUGAACCUGGGGAGCCCUCGUGCCUCGGAUACCUAUGGACCACACUGGAGUGUCAAAGAGACAUUGGCUGCAUACAUGGACCGCAAAGAACUACAAGUCCCGCCUGACGUGGAGGCUUCCUUCCCUGACGAGAUACUCCUCUCACAGAUUGUGGAGACCUGGAAAUUUACUGUGACUUACAAACAGGAAUGGAUGAUGUGAUCGAUUCCACCUGACCGUGAUUUGUAAAGGACGACACUAGAUCACCGGGGAAAUGGUAGAAUAGAACACAAGUGCUUCUGAUUGUAUGAUGUAUAGAUGUGCUUUUUCCAGUGAUAGCACAGUAUGUGCCACACUGUCACACCAUACUUAGAUAGUAAGAGGAUUUAUAACUGGUAUGUGGAGAAUCUUGCCUUUCUCCUUACAAAAACUGCCUUGAAUGCAACGUUUUCAUAGAAAAAAAAUAUUUUUGGGGUCAGACUAUGGGCUUGGUUCAAUCCGUAUCGCUGAAGUUCAGGGUAUUAAAGGCAUUGUUACUGCAUUCGCACGAGACUGCAUUCACGGUAAACGCUGCAUAUGUCGGCUCAAUUGGAAAUUACCUUUACAUUUUAAGCGCGCUAUAGUGGUGGACUUCGGGUUUACGGAUUGAAUCAAGCCUUAUAUUAACCAAACUGUGUUUACAGAAUGUUUUUUGCCAUAAUUUUUGUUAUUGGUGGUUGGUGUUAUUUUAAAGUUCAGAUCAGUGCAGUAAGCAUCCACUUGAGGGGGCUAUUGGCCCACAUUUUGUAAUUUACAGUCCUGAAGAUCUAAAAUCAAGUUAGUUAAAUACAUGACCUAAUCAUUUUAUCUGCUUGGUUUUAAUAUAUUCUGGUUGAAUAUGACUACGAUAUCUUCUUCCAUUUGUUUUAAAAAAUGUGUCCAAAUCAUGGCAUCUUGAAAUAAAAGGGCUGGUGCUGUCAAGAGUGAUGUUUGUCACGCC